CACUGGUCAAAAUAUUAUUUGAGUUUAGAGAGCCAAAUUGUGUUAUUUUACUUCUUCGUUGGAAUAUAAUUUAAGGUUGGCAACUCUGCAUCAACUAGAGACGUAGAAUGUCCUAUUCUAAAAAACGAUAAUUUAUCAAUUAUAUUAUAGUCACCACAAUAAUUGUUUAAAAAAAAUGUUGCUAUUAAAACAAAUGCUUGUAUGGAACGAAGAGUCGAUUUCUUGAUUCUAAACAUAAGUGUUGUUGCCUUCUUAUUAGAUCAGAUAUAGGUCAUCAGUUUUGUAAACCAUAAGUAUGUUAUGUUGUAAUAUAAACCGUAUAUAAAUUCAGUAAUCGCUUUUUUUUAUAGAAUAUUAUAUAAUUAACAAUAUCGUUCUUUUUGACAUCCCUAAAUUUAUUACAGUGUCCAAAGUUAAAUUUUGCUCAAUAUUUUUUUUUAUUUAAAGUUUAAUUUAUUUCUAAUAACCCCUAAUUGUGAACUUCAAUUCAUUUGUACUAUACUUACACAAUUUUGUGAAUAAUAUUAUAUAUUGUGAACAAUAUAUGUUAUAAAAUAUAUGUAAUAAUAAAGAAAGUUAAGAAAUAUGAAAGAACCCAUUGAGCCAAGCAGAGAAGAUUGUUGUAACAGUGGUUGCAAUCCAUGUAUAUUUGAUAUAUAUGAAAAACAAUUAGCGGCUUAUAAAAAUUAUCAAGAAACAGGCGAGAAAUCUGAUGACAUAUAUGAUAACACCUGCAAUGCCAUCUCACAGUUGGAAUACACAUCAUUCAUUGUUACGUCAAAUACUGAAAUAUGUCUUGAACAUAAUCUCAUUUUGUUUAAAAUAAAAAAUAAUGUGGAUAAUUUAAAAGUAUUAUGGAAUCCAGGAGAUCAUUUACUUGUGAAAUGUAGUACUGGGCCAUGCACCAGAGCAUAUACCCCUGUAAAAUUAAAACUAAUAAACCAAGAGUAUUUUGAUUUCUCUGUAAUAGUGAAACGAUAUACAUCAGGCAUAGUUUCAAAUUAUUUAUGUGAUUUAAAAUCUGGAGAUGAAACUUUAUGGCGAGGUCCAUAUGGUUGCUAUGAAAUAACUCCUAAUAAAUUUAGUAGAAUUAUAAUGGUUGCUCAAGGCACUGGCAUAUUGCCUUUUAUUUCUAUUAUCCAACAAAUUUUAUGUGAUGAAGAUGACUUGACAAAAUUAGUACUGUAUUAUUGCUGCCAAAGUAUAGAUUGUGUACUGUUCAGAGAUAAUCUUUAUUCAUAUAAGUCUUAUUGGAAUUUUACAUAUCAAAUAUUCAUGAAUAAUGUACGGGAAGAGGCCUGUUACAAGUAUCAGGAACCAAUUACAUGUCAUAAAUUGCAAUUUGAUGAUGUAAUUAAACUAAAACCAUUUUCAAUUAACGAUCAGUUUUUGAUAUGUGGUUCACCAGAGUUCAUGAAAUACUAUGAAAAAUUUCUAAGAGAUAAAAAUGGCUUUAUGGGAAAUAUUGUUUUAUUUUAAAUGUAACUCAUACUGAUCUUCAUCUGAUGUCUUGAUAAACUACUUUUGUGCAACUAUGAGACUGUUUUUACUGGCA
Messenger RNA from Achroia grisella, 1555 nucleotides. Its product is annotated as NADH-cytochrome b5 reductase-like. The record is from RefSeq and is a predicted model, not a curated record. The transcript has a single exon. Gene Ontology annotation, molecular function: oxidoreductase activity. The coding region runs from base 586 to 1479 and encodes 297 amino acids. NCBI's taxonomy places the organism in Eukaryota, Metazoa, Arthropoda, Insecta, Lepidoptera, Pyralidae.